Molecule: messenger RNA, 649 nt
Organism: Grus americana (Whooping crane)
Lineage: Eukaryota; Metazoa; Chordata; Aves; Gruiformes; Gruidae
Gene: UBE2L6
Product: ubiquitin conjugating enzyme E2 L6
Exons: 4
Coding region: 50-502 (150 amino acids)
Source: RefSeq, a predicted model, not a curated record
UGGGCGUGGCCCAAUGUAGCCCCGCCCAGCGACACUGGGCAUCGGUACCAUGGCUGCCAGGAUCGCCAAGGAAUUGGAGGAGGUGCGGCGGUGGGGCGGGGCCCGCGAGCUGCGGCUGCCGGACGGCAACGUGCUGCGCUGGGAGGGGCUGCUGCUGCCCAACAACCCCCCGUACAACGCGGGUGCCUUCCGCUUCGAGCUGACCUUCUCCCCCCACCACCCGCUGACCCCCCCUCGCGUCACCCUCCGCACCAGCAUCUACCACCCCAGCGUGGACCCUGAUGGCCACAUCUGCCAGCCCCUCACCUCUGCCGAGCACUGGGCGCCCACCACCCGUGCCACCCAAGUGCUGCAGGACCUGCUGCUGAUGCUGGACAGCCUGGACACCCAGCGGGUGCUGCGGCAGGAUCUGGCCCGUGAGCUCCAGGACCAGCCGGAGGUUUUCCAUCGCCGGGCGGAGGAACACACCCGCCUCCACGCCGAGCCGCGCCCCGACCCCUGAGCCCCCCGCACCCGCGGGCACCCGGGGGCUGCCCGGCUUCGCCCUCCCUCCCCGCACCGGCCGGGGCCGGCCCUGGCACGGCUGCCGCCUUGGCGCUGCCGCCUUGGCGCUGGCGCCUGGGCCCGGCCUGGCACCACAGGGGGGUCC